ACUUCCCAUGCAAUAAAUAGCUUCGAUCCUCUUCUCUCGACUCGAUCCACAGGUAACCCUAGCAGCAACCAAAACACUGUCCCAUUUGGCUAAAGAUUUCCUUUUGGUCUUCUCACAUAUACAAUACAAAAUGUCCCAGGUGGUUCUCCUCUGCCUUCUGGCCGUCGUCUCCCUUUCGAUGCAUGCAUGCGACGCUCGGUACCGGCUGAGUCUCAUUGACACUACUGAUCAAGCAGAAAGCUCACCCAACAGCAACUAUCCUCCCAAGGAAGGUGUAAGCCUCCAAAAUGGUGCAAUCAAUACCGCCGUCAAGCACAAUAACCCUUUCACACCCAUUCUCAACAAGGAAAUUACUGCAGCUGGUCCACUAAUUGCUCAUCCUAGGGAUGGUUUGCAGCAGCAGCAGGAAGAUCCGAAUAAUAACGACCUACUAGUGGGAAUGAGGAAGAGGAUGGGGAGAGUGCUAAUGGUGGAGAAGGAAGACAGCAACAACAGCAAUAAUAGUAAUGGUGGAGAUGAUCAGUCAAAAGAGGCUAAUUAUACUGAUGAUGAUGCUGAGGCAGCAGAUCAGGAAAGCAGUGGAGUUGUUGUGAUGGACUAUGCGCAGCCACAUCGAAAGCCACCAAUCCACAAUGAAAAAUCAUAAAAAAAGAAUACAUAAAUUAUUAAGUUCCCAUAUAUUUCCCUAAUUACAUUACACCAUCCAAGGGCUGUGAUUACGUAUACAUGUAAUCCUCUGCUGCUGCAUAACUUUGUUUUUAUUUCCUUUCUACACAUAUAUGAUUUGAUUGAGUGUUGCCUA
This is a messenger RNA of Linum tenue, 802 nucleotides long. NCBI's taxonomy places the organism in Eukaryota, Viridiplantae, Streptophyta, Magnoliopsida, Malpighiales, Linaceae. The record is from the annotation of a GenBank genome assembly.